Odobenus rosmarus divergens (Pacific walrus) is the source of this 3043-nucleotide messenger RNA. It is a transcript of the gene SLC9A2, whose product is annotated as solute carrier family 9, subfamily A (NHE2, cation proton antiporter 2), member 2. Gene Ontology annotation, molecular function: sodium:proton antiporter activity. Gene Ontology annotation, biological process: sodium ion transport; proton transmembrane transport; regulation of pH. Lineage: Eukaryota; Metazoa; Chordata; Mammalia; Carnivora; Odobenidae. The record is from RefSeq and is a predicted model, not a curated record. Gene Ontology annotation, cellular component: membrane. The transcript is spliced from 12 exons. The coding region runs from base 155 to 2596 and encodes 813 amino acids.
AGAGACCCGGCCCCGCGGCGGGCGGCGGGCGGCGGGCGGCGGAUCUCCGCUCCGCACUGUGCGCGGCCGAGCGGGCGGCGCUGCCCGGGAGCGAUGCGCUGAGCGCACGGAGGGCCGAGCGCGAGGCUCGCGGGCGGCGCGGGGAGUCGACCCCAUGGGGCUGGCGGGCACCGGGCGGAGCCUGUGGGCGCCGCCGCCGCCGCCGCUGCUGCUGCUGCUGCUCCUGCAGGUGGCCGGGCCGGCGGGCACCCUGGCUGAGACCCUGCUGGACGCGUCGAGGGCCAUGGGCGCCAGCUCCAGCCCGCCCAGCCCCGCGAGCGUGGUGGCUCCCGGAACGACGCCGUUCGAGGAGAGUCGCCUGCCAGUGUUCACCCUGGAUUACCCCCACGUGCAGAUCCCCUUCGAGAUCACCCUGUGGAUCCUGCUGGCGUCCCUGGCUAAGAUAGGCUUCCACCUGUAUCACAAGUUGCCCACAAUAGUGCCUGAGAGCUGCCUUCUUAUAAUGGUUGGCCUGCUGCUAGGAGGGAUUAUUUUUGGGGUCGAUGAAAAGUCCCCCCCCGCAAUGAAGACUGAUGUGUUUUUCUUGUAUCUCCUGCCACCCAUCGUGCUCGACGCGGGCUAUUUCAUGCCCACUCGCCCGUUCUUUGAGAACAUUGGCACCAUUUUCUGGUAUGCUGUGGUAGGGACCCUUUGGAAUUCCAUUGGCAUUGGGGUGUCUUUGUAUGGUAUCUGCCAAGUUGAAGCCUUUGGCCUGAGUGACAUCACUCUGCUCCAGAAUCUGCUCUUUGGCAGCUUGAUCUCAGCUGUGGACCCAGUGGCUGUGCUCGCCGUCUUCGAGAACAUUCACGUCAAUGAGCAGCUCUACAUCCUGGUCUUUGGAGAGUCCCUGCUAAAUGAUGCAGUGACAGUGGUCCUGUACAACUUGUUCAAGUCUUUUUGCCAGAUGAAAACCAUUGAGACCAUUGACGUGUUUGCUGGAAUUGCAAACUUCUUUGUUGUGGGAAUUGGUGGGGUGUUGAUUGGCAUCUUCCUGGGAUUUAUAGCGGCAUUUACUACUCGGUUCACGCAUAACAUCCGAGUGAUUGAGCCACUCUUUGUCUUCCUGUACAGUUAUUUGUCCUAUAUAACAGCCGAAAUGUUUCACCUCUCGGGUAUCAUGGCAAUCACUGCUUGUGCAAUGACUAUGAAUAAGUAUGUGGAAGAAAACGUAUCUCAGAAGUCGUACACCACCAUCAAGUAUUUCAUGAAGAUGCUGAGCAGCGUCAGUGAGACCCUGAUCUUCAUCUUCAUGGGCGUGUCCACCGUCGGGAAGAACCAUGAGUGGAACUGGGCCUUCGUGUGCUUCACUCUUGCCUUCUGUCUGAUCUGGCGAGCGCUGGGUGUCUUUGUCCUGACUCAGGUCAUUAACUGGUUCCGGACGAUUCCCCUGACCUUUAAGGAUCAGUUCAUCAUUGCCUAUGGAGGGCUCCGAGGUGCCAUCUGCUUUGCACUUGUGUUUCUCCUACCUGCUGCUGUGUUUCCCCGGAAAAAGCUGUUCAUUACAGCUGCCAUUGUUGUCAUAUUCUUUACUGUCUUCAUCCUGGGAAUUACUAUCCGACCACUGGUGGAAUUUCUCGAUGUUAAGAGGUCCAAUAAGAAACAGCAAGCGGUCAGUGAAGAAAUCCAUUGCCGGUUUUUUGAUCAUGUGAAGACUGGGAUUGAAGAUGUUUGUGGACAUUGGGGUCACAACUUUUGGAGAGACAAGUUUAAGAAGUUCGAUGACAAAUACUUGCGGAAGCUUUUGAUUCGGGAAAACCAACCCAAGUCAAGCAUUGUGUCGUUAUAUAAAAAGCUGGAAAUAAAACAUGCCAUCGAGAUGGCGGAGACGGGGAUGAUAAGCGCGGUUCCUUCCUUUGCCUCUCUGAAUGAUUGUCGUGAAGAAAAAAUAAGGAAGCUCACACCUGGUGAAAUGGAUGAAAUUCGAGAAAUAUUAUCCAGAAAUCUCUAUCAAAUCCGUCAGCGAACUUUGUCCUACAACAGACACAAUCUGACAACUGACACAAGUGAGCGACAAGCCAAGGAGAUUCUAAUCAGACGGAGGCACAGUUUGCGAGAAAGUAUCAGGAAAGACAGCAGUUUAAACCAGGAAGGCAGGGCUUCCACUUCAACCUCUCGAUAUUUGUCCUUACCCAAAAACACAAAGCUUCCAGAAAAGCUACAAAAGAAAAAGAAUAUGUCUAAUGCAGGCGGCAAUAGCAGCGACUCAGAGACAGACGCUGGGACCACCGUCCUCAAUUUGCAGCCCCGAGCAAGGCGCUUCUUGCCAGAACAGUUCUCAAAGAAAGCCCCACAGUCCUAUAAGAUGGAAUGGAAGAACGAGGUAGACGUUGAUUCCGGACAGGGGCAGCCUUGUACCCCUCCAGCUCCCCACAGCAAAGAGGGGGGCACCCCGACCCCAGGCGUGCUGCGGCAGCCCCUUCUCUCCAAAGGCCAGUUUGGCCCAGUGCAGGAAGACCGUGGGACUGAAGGCGUCCGACCCAAGCCGCCACCCAGGCUGGUCCGGAGGGCAUCGGAACCCGGCAACCGGAAAGCCCGAUUUGGAAGUGAGAAGCCUUAAUGGAAAUGGCCAAAGCAGGCCUGCGGUGACUGACCCGGCAUGGCUGGGGCUUGUUAUGCUGAAACCUGACACAACAGUGGGAUCCAUUUAAUACCCUCUAUGCAUCUAAAUACUUUCUUUGGGUAGUAGAGUCAUGCCAUUGAUUGACGGGAUGAAUGCUUAACCCAAGAAGAGGAAAAUCAAAGAAAAAAGCCCCAUAAAAUGCCUUUUAUGACUUCUCGCUAGCAGUUGUAUUCUUUGCAAGCCUAAAGAAAAAAAAUUGUGUGCCUUUAUUGAACUUGAAUGACAGAACUUGAAAUUUUGAACACACCCAUGUUGGUGAAAAUUUUAAUAUAUACAUACAUGCCUCAAAUUUUAUUUAUGGAAACCUAUGUAUAUCUGUAAUCAGUUUUUAAGCAAAGGGCGCUAAAAAUGCUCCACGUCUUUCCAAGGCGUAAAGGAGGAUGG